CAGCAGCGGAGGCGGCGGCUGCUGCUGGCCGUUUCCUGGUGGCCUGGCGGCGGCGCGGGAGGGACGGAGGGAGGAUGCGGCGCAGGUCGCGGCUGCUGCUCUGCUUCGCCUUCCUCUGGGUGCUGGGCAUCGCCUACUACAUGUACUCGGGCGGCAGCGCCGCGCUGGCCGGCGGCGGAGGCGCUGGGAGGAAGGAGGACCCAAAUGAUAUCGACCCCAAAAGGAAAGAUGUGCGUGGCAGUGAUGGGGAGGACAAGGCACAAAGUGUGGAGACGCUACCUCCAGGGAAAGUUCGAUGGCAAGACUUUGAUCAAGAUGCUUAUGUUGGUGCUACCGUGGUGCGGUCUGGUCAGGAUCCAUACGCCCGCAAUAAGUUCAAUCAGGUAGAAAGUGACAAACUGCGAAUGGACCGAGGCAUUCCUGACACUAGGCAUGAUCAGUGUCAACGGAAACAAUGGCGGAUAGAUUUGCCAGCCACUAGCGUGGUAAUCACUUUUCACAAUGAGGCAAGAUCUGCUUUGCUUCGAACUGUCGUCAGUGUUCUUAAAAAAAGCCCAUCACAUCUCAUUAAGGAAAUUAUACUAGUGGAUGACUACAGUAAUGAUUCUGAGGAUGGUGCUCUCUUGGGAAAGAUUGAAAAAGUGCGAGUUCUUCGGAAUGAUCGCCGAGAAGGCUUGAUGCGCUCCCGUGUCAGAGGGGCAGAUGCAGCACAAGCAAAAGUGCUGACCUUCUUGGAUAGUCACUGUGAAUGCAAUGAACACUGGCUGGAACCGCUUUUGGAAAGAGUAGCUGAGGACAAGACCAGAGUUGUGUCUCCUAUUAUUGAUGUAAUUAAUAUGGACAACUUCCAGUACGUGGGGGCGUCAGCUGAUUUAAAAGGCGGCUUUGAUUGGAACCUGGUGUUCAAAUGGGAUUAUAUGACGCCAGAGCAAAGAAGAGCACGACAAGGAAAUCCAGUUGCUCCCAUAAAGACACCCAUGAUAGCUGGUGGGUUAUUUGUGAUGGACAAAUCCUAUUUUGAAGAACUAGGGAAGUAUGACAUGAUGAUGGAUGUUUGGGGUGGAGAAAACUUAGAGAUCUCAUUCAGAGUUUGGCAAUGUGGUGGGAGUCUUGAAAUCAUCCCUUGCAGCAGAGUGGGUCACGUAUUCCGCAAACAGCAUCCCUACACGUUUCCCGGUGGCAGUGGUACUGUGUUUGCAAGAAACACACGCAGGGCAGCAGAAGUCUGGAUGGAUGAGUACAAAAAUUUCUAUUAUGCAGCAGUGCCUUCAGCCAGGAAUGUACCUUAUGGCAAUAUUCAAAGCCGAAUGGAACUGAGAAAGAGACUUAGCUGUAAACCUUUCAAGUGGUAUCUUGAAAAUGUUUAUCCUGAAUUACGGGUACCUGAUCAUCAAGAUAUAGCUUUUGGGGCUUUGCAGCAGGGUACCAAUUGCCUUGACACUUUGGGCCAUUUUGCAGACGGUGUUGUUGGAGUUUAUGAAUGUCACAAUGCCGGGGGAAACCAGGAGUGGGCCUUAACAAAGGACAAGUCGGUGAAACAUAUGGAUUUGUGCCUUACUGUUGUGGACAGAGCACCUGGUUCACUAAUAAAACUUCAGGGCUGUAGGGAAAACGACAGCAGACAGAAAUGGGAACAAAUCGAGAGCAAUUCAAAACUGAGGCACGUUGGCAGCAACCUCUGUCUUGACAGCCGAAAUGCCAAAAAUGGUGGUCUCACCGUUGAGAUCUGCAGUCCUUCCUUGUCACAGCAGUGGAAAUUCACACUCAACCUGCAGCAGUAGAAGGACUCACAAGCAAAAUGCCGUUUCGACUCCUAGACGUUGGGCAAAAGUUUUGAUUGAAUUACUGAUGUAUUUCUUAAAACUUUCCACGGAACUUAUAUACCUCAGUAUUCCACCUUUUAUCUGAAAGUAGGAGAGUGCUGAAGCAGCCACCAGGGAUCCAGGGGACUUGGAGCACUGCAAAGGUGUCGCUGAACAGGACUGCAGCACGAUUCCUUCUUGGUGUGAAGACUUCAACGGUUCCUUUCUGUCUUCAGUUACGUACUUGCACAGCAGAUAAUUAACUCUAGGAACAACUGAUGUAUGAUAAAAACAAACCCAACCAACCACAAAGGAUCUGAAGGAAACACCUGUGGGGAACAGGGGGGUGGGAGUGGGGAAAAAUUACUAGGAGAAAAUCAUUUGGAAACUCCAUUUGCAUAGAAAUCACGGUUGGUCAUUUCCAGAACCAGAAGUGUCAUUUUGAAGGUUUGUUUGGGGCUUUUUGUUUUGGUUUGGUUUUUUUUCUCCUGUGUGUACUUGGUAAUUUGAAUAUGAACUUUUCUAUGAUGGACUUUAAAUAUAUAAAUAUAUAAAAGUAUAUAUAUUGUCAGCUCCCAACGGUUUAUAUCAAUUUUCAUCGUCCUAUAAUUACCAACGAAAUGAUUGACACGUGUGUGUAGCCAGAAGUUGGAUGGGAACAGAGAGUGAAACUUCACGGAGGUGCGGAUUUUGUGCUGCUGAGUAUCAUGUCCGUGCUAACACUGGAUGCUUUUGCUUUGCAAACUGGAUCUACUUCUUAACACUUCACCCUCACUGGAGAUGAUGAAACUCAGGAGGAGAAAGGAAAUAGAAUAAGCCAAUGCGUCUGCACAGAUGAUUGCUCGGGUUGUUUAUUCCAACUUGAAAGUUGAUUACACGUGCUCUGGGUGACGUCUAACUGGUACUUGAUAUUUAUGUUGAUCUCUUCUGUAGUAUCUUGUCUUUAAAAUUCUUCUUCCUUUUGUUACAGUUAUAUAAACGGUUCAGAUCUUUCAUGCAGCCACGUGGGUUCAGCACAGCUUUUUUCUGGACCCUGUGAGACAAUUUCUUUGUCUCACAGUCCCCUUUUGAGCUGUAGAAAUAAGACAGAACAGUAGUGUCACUGGCGACAGCACUAGAUCCCAGUUUUUUGGUUUGCAAGGAGGAGCAGCUAUGUCAUAUCUUAGAAUUGCACUUGCCUAAUUUAUAGACCUACUACUGGGGAAUUUUCAUCCAUUUUGUUGAUUUUUAAAUGGAACUUUUUGGAUGGAUCCAGGCUUGGGUCUGGGAAUCAGCCUGGGCAGCUGCACAUCCCUCUGUGUUUUUAACCGUAGAACCCCUGCAUUUUGCAGCUUCGGUCCAGCUGAUGUCAUUUUUGUAGUAAAGGAAUACUGUCAAAGUUAACCCCCAACUUUGACUUGUCUUUUCUUACAUCUGCAUAGACUGUAUACAUUGUUUAUUAAAAGCAAAUGCUUCAAUGAACUUUUAAAAUGGAAAGGAAAGGUGUAUAAGUACUGAUAAGCGAGAUGGCAUCGCCAAAGGUCAGCGCUGAUGUGCAGUGCCAGGAGGUGGUUUUGGUAGGGUCAUGGAUCUUGGAAAAAAUGUGAAGUGUUGGUCAUGAGGAGAUGAAAACCAUCUGCUGUACUGUAGUGUGCAGGUACAGUUCCCUGCUUUCUUUGUCCCUGGAAGAAAAGUAGUUCCCGAUUCUUCAGUUCCCUUUGGCUACAUCUAUAUGUUAAGUGUAGAGGUGGCCUUUAACUGUGCCAGUCAGCGUGCCCAGAAAUACCUUGUGUGUCUGAAGUUAUGACUUGCAAGUACCUGCAUACCUUUUGGAUGUGAGCAUUAAAUCCAGCUCCCCCAACCCCCACCCCCAUCUGACUUCUUUUAUGAAUAGGUAAUACUUUUUUUUUUUUUAUGCUUCUUCACAAUCCACUUUCUCCAAAACCUGCCUGUUUUAGAGGCCACACAGUGGAAAAACCUUUUUUUCAGCUUUUAAUCUCUCCCUAUCUGUAGCCUUUUAACCUAGCUGAGAAAAUGAGAAAGUCAUUCAUAAACAUAGCAGUAGAUUUCUAGUAGUCUGGGAAAAAAAGUGCUGAAAUACAGGCUCAGCAUCAAUUGUUUUGAGGUUUUUCAAAACAGAAUUUAAAAGGAAAAAAGAAAACCCAACCUCUCAGCUUCUACCAUGGAGCUAUUUCCAUUUGCGACUUUAAUCAUAGGCUAGUACUAACCAAAAUCAACUCUGAGUAUUGACCCGUCUCUUAUCUCUGAAUCAGAAUUGAGAGUAAGAAAAGAAAAUCCAUAUUCCUCCUCUCAAGUCUUUAAUGCCAACUGCUAUCAUAUAAAGUAGGAAUGUUUUCCCUAAUUCCCCAUGAAUGCUGUGCAUAGGGGUUUUACCAUAGGAGCUGUAUGUUGCUUUUCUUUGAGAGAACAGACAAGAAGUGGUAUCCUUUCAUUAUGUUUACAUGACAGUGUGCCAAAGUUACUUACUGUGAUUUUAGGGUUGUUUUUUAAAUGUCCAAGAAAUUUACCCAUUUGAAAGAUCAAUUAAGAGCCCUCGAAGCAAAUUGCAAUGGAGUGUCCUGAGAACUUUUCUUACCAUCUUCAGAGCAAGAAUGGUGAUGUUGUUUGUUUUGCAGAUUUUCAAAGCAUAAUUUGGAAACUGGUUUGUUUCUUUUUUUCAGUUGGUUUGAAAAGUCUGCUGUACAGAGCUUGUACUUUGUUCAUUUUAUAGAUGGAAACCAUCCUUGAAAAAUUGUUUAACUUAAAUAAAGAAUGCUUUAUAGAUA
Molecule: messenger RNA, 4567 nt
Organism: Colius striatus (speckled mousebird)
Lineage: Eukaryota; Metazoa; Chordata; Aves; Coliiformes; Coliidae
Gene: GALNT2
Product: polypeptide N-acetylgalactosaminyltransferase 2
Exons: 16
Coding region: 75-1781 (568 amino acids)
Cellular component (GO): Golgi apparatus
Source: RefSeq, a predicted model, not a curated record